Acanthochromis polyacanthus (spiny chromis) is the source of this 1674-nucleotide messenger RNA. RefSeq lists its product as uncharacterized. The transcript is spliced from 13 exons. Lineage: Eukaryota; Metazoa; Chordata; Actinopteri; Pomacentridae. The record is from RefSeq and is a predicted model, not a curated record. Bases 137 to 1006 code for a protein of 289 amino acids.
CAGUGUAUUUCCUCCCCUUCUUUAUCUAAAGGAAGUGCCAAAAUAAGCAUCGGCAGCGCAGCGCCCAGGCUCGGACACCUCCACACUGGCCACUCUGCUCCAGUCUGUGGGAGAAGUUAGAGGCGUUCGAGUCACCAUGAAGUCCAUCAGGGUCGUCGUGCUGCUCCUGUUAGCAUCCAUCCACGUCUUCACUCCAGUUUCAUCAACUACUAUCGCUCCAGGAGCCCAACAACCAGCAACACGACCACCUGCAGCACAAACAGAAAAGCCAGGAGCAGCAGCCCCGGCCACUGCUAAUCCAGCAGCACCAGCAGCAUCAGCUACACCAGAGGCACCAGUUACACAAGCAGCACCAGCUACACAAGCAGCACCAGCAGCACCAACAUCAGCCCGUGUCACUGGUCCUGUUCUUCACAAUGCUGAUAACACCACUUCUGACAAAAUGUCUAAGCCAUCAGCCUCGACCGUGAAGCCGACCACACCUGCAGUGGUAUCUACAGACCAGCGGACCACCGCACCCUCACCUGUCACCCAAACAGCUCCAAAAACUGGAACUGGUCCUUUGGUACCACGAAGUCCUCAGCCUUCGAACACAGGAACCAGUCCUGAGACCGUGAACAAGUCAAGUGACGAUAGAGGACCUGAUGAAAGCACUGAAAAACCCAAACAAGGUACACCUUCUCUUCCCUCAGAACCACAUCAGGCCGUUCCACCUUCGGGAGCGACAAAACAAGACCGUGCUGGUUCCAUGACGGGCAGUGAUGAGAAAACACCUCCCAAAUCAGACAAAAGGCUGUGGUGGAUUGUGUUGCCUGUCCUCCUGGUUACAGCUGCUGCCAUCAUUGUGUUCAAAUUCAAAUGCAAGAAAGUCCACGACCACACAGAAACCAUUGACACUGGAACUGAGAACGCAUCUUUCCAGAGCCGACCAGAAAGCACCAAAGAUGGCGUCAUGCUGCUGGGAGUGAAGUCGUCAAGCGGAGAGGAAAAUGCUGCUGCCAGAUAAAAACGACCAGAAGCAACAUGAAGGUCGGCGAGUGGAUGAAGCACGCUGAUGUUCUGAAGGACGCUAGGUGUUUUUUUUUUAAUGUUAUUUUUAAUUUUGUGAAAUAUUGCGUGAAGCAGGAAAGUGUAUUCUCACUACUGGAAGCAGUUUUAAGGAAGGUGUCUGACUGUGAUCAUAAAUCUUUGAAUAAGCAAACUUCAGCUCAGAGGGCUGCAGAGCUCUUAGUUCAGGCUGAUGAUGAUUUGUUUUCUGUACAGUCUUGUUUUGUUUCCAUAUCGGGCCUCAAACUUGUGUUCUGUACCGUGCACUGACCUCAGAUCCAUCACAGAAAUCACUGCUGAUUUCACGGCUCUAUAAUCGCCCUGUGGUUGUGUUGUCAGCCAUCAUUUAUUUGUUUGUAGAUUGUCACAGUAACUGAUUUUUUAUUCCGUUUCACCACCAACAAUAGUCCCUCUUUCAGAUUUAAACCGGGUUUCUCUUUGCGUCUGUACAUUCACCAGGGAUGUUGUUGUGCAAAAAUAUGUUUUUUUUUUAGUAAAUAUAACAUUCAAGCACAGGUAGGAGGUCGAGCAGAUGCAGAGGAUUGUAUUUAAAGGGCUGCUUUGUGCUUCAUGGCUGGAAUUUGUUGCUGUCAACCUCAAUUUCCUCAAUAAACCACGAGAAAAUGC